Molecule: messenger RNA, 1821 nt
Organism: Hyaena hyaena (striped hyena)
Lineage: Eukaryota; Metazoa; Chordata; Mammalia; Carnivora; Hyaenidae
Gene: CIRSR
Product: corepressor interacting with RBPJ, CIR1
Exons: 10
Coding region: 78-1511 (477 amino acids)
Biological process (GO): negative regulation of DNA-templated transcription
Cellular component (GO): nucleus
Molecular function (GO): transcription corepressor activity
Source: RefSeq, a predicted model, not a curated record
AGUUCCGGUUAGGCGGUAGCGUUUGUUUACGUUGUUCACACAUCCAGGGGCCGCCUUCCCCCAGCUUAGGCUUCAAGAUGGGGAAGUCUUUUGCCAAUUUCAUGUGCAAGAAGGACUUUCAUCCCGCUUCCAAGUCCAAUAUCAAGAAAGUAUGGAUGGCAGAACAGAAAAUAUCAUAUGAUAAGAAAAAACAAGAAGAAUUGAUGCAACAGUAUCUUAAAGAACAAGAAUCAUAUGAUAAUAGGUUGCUUAUGGGAGAUGAGCGUGUAAAGAAUGGCCUUAAUUUCAUGUAUGAGGCCCCACCAGGAGCUAAAAAAGAAAACAAAGAGAAAGAAGAAACAGAAGGAGAGACUGAAUACAAAUUUGAAUGGCAGAAAGGAGCCCCACGGGAAAAAUAUGCCAAAGAUGAUAUGAACAUCAGAGAUCAGCCCUUUGGUAUUCAGGUUCGAAAUGUGAGGUGCAUUAAAUGUCACAAAUGGGGUCAUGUCAACACAGAUCGAGAAUGUCCUUUGUUUGGUCUUUCCGGAAUAAAUGCAAGUUCAGUUCCCACUGAUGGCUCAGGGCCAUCGAUGCACCCCUCAGAGCUAAUAGCGGAGAUGAGAAACAGUGGGUUUGCACUGAAACGAAAUGUACUGGGGAGAAACUUGACCGCAAAUGAUCCAUCACAGGAAUAUGUUGCAAGUGAGGGUGAAGAAGAUCCAGAAGUGGAAUUUUUAAAGUCACUAACAACCAAACAAAAACAGAAACUUCUCAGGAAAUUGGAUCGACUUGAGAAGAAAAAAAAGAAAAAGAAAAAAGAUAGAAAAAAGAAAAAGCUUCAGAAGAGCAGAAGUAAACACAGAAAACAUAAAAAUAAAUCCCCCUCCUCCUCCUCUUCCUCCUCCUCUUCCUCCUCCUCUUCCUCCUCCUCUCCCUCCUCCUCCAGUGAGACUUCAGAAAGCAGCAGUGAGAGUGACAAAGAAAAGAAAAUACAGAAGAAGAAAAGAAAGAAAAAUAAGUGUUCGGGGAAUAACAACAGUGAUUCUGAAGAGAAGGACAAGUCUAAGAAGAGAAAACUUUAUGAAGAACUUUCUAGCAGUCACCAUAACAAGGAAAAAGCCAAAGAAAAGCCUAGGUUUUCAAAGCAAGAAAGUUCUAGGGAGAAGAGCAAAUGGAGCCACUCUGAUUCCGACAGAAAGUCCAGAAGCCAUAACCGGAGCCCAGAGAAGAGAGGACCUGAAAGAAGCGAGAGGAGCAGCAGGAACCAGAGCAGGGACGAGAGGGGUAGGAGAAGCCGAAGCAAAAGUCACAGUAGUUACCAGCAAAGAGAAGUAAGAAAACAGCCACAGCGAAGCCCCAGUCACGAGCGGCAUGGGAGAAGUGGCCCCAGGAGCCACGGCACAGAUGGCCACAGAGGAGGGAAUCCACACAGAGAGAACCCAGGCGAGGAGCGUGCCGGAGAGACACACAGAGAAGGAAGCAGAAGUAGAGAGAAUAAAGAGAGACUGUAUGUGACAAUUACCUGGGAAUAAAAAUAUCUGUGCUCACUUAUUGAAUACCUGUGGCAAGGGCUAAAUUACAUACUAUUGUCUUUCUAAUAAAAAAGCUUUGUUUUCGUUUCCCGUCCCUGAAAACUGGCAUAUCAAAUACAGAAAUUACGUGAGUCCGUGAACUUUGCAAAUAUUUGUAGGUACUCUCUUAUGGGGCUGUAAAAAUAUUUUCUGUGGAGAAAUGUCUCUUGUGCCCUCUGCUAGAGAAGAGACCCCAUAAAAUGCUGUGACAUUUUCUUUGUUCUGAAACAUCAUUAAAAGAUUGGCAGUACACUGAAUGGGUACAGUUUAA